Molecule: messenger RNA, 2857 nt
Organism: Cylas formicarius (sweet potato weevil)
Lineage: Eukaryota; Metazoa; Arthropoda; Insecta; Coleoptera; Brentidae
Product: cilia- and flagella-associated protein 45-like
Exons: 1
Coding region: 212-2602 (796 amino acids)
Source: RefSeq, a predicted model, not a curated record
UUCAAUUACAGUCGUCAGCGAUGCCAUCGACCUCAAAAUACUUGCGGCUUUCAUCCUUUUUUCCUUUUUACGUGAAAGUAGCCGCAACGUUGGUGUAGCUGGUUCCGUUUUUCGCCCGACCGAGGAUGUAACGGUACUUGCGAAUGAAGCGGCGGUAGGUUAAGGUUGGCGUGUUGACAGUGACAUACGCGCGGUUUUUGCAAAAUUCCCGAUGAGUUCGUCUACAGACUCGGCGGUCGGCUUAAAGAAAAGCAAAUACUUACAAACCCGGGCGGAUCUGCUAAGGCACAAAAUGGCGCCAAAAUUGUCGAACGCCAAAACGAAUCUGGGCGGCGCUUUAGCCCAACUGCUCUUCGAAAGUUGCGAGGAUGCUUUAAAGGAAGAUUUCGGUCUCGCCCGACCUCUGCGAGGUCCGGGCGAUAAUCUGUGGGUCUCCCCUAGCGACCUCCUCAUUGGAAAGCUCGCGUUAAAGCCUCCGUUUACGCCGAAAUGCCUCCAGGCACUUACCCACAGAGGCAUCCUCCAGAUCGGCAAAGAGUUGGAGGACAGAACCGCGCACCAAGCCGAAAUGGAAAAGGAAAAGGCGUUGGAGAAAUACAGGGACGAAUUGCUGAAAACCAUGGAAGAAACACUGAAGAGUACCAUUAAAGAUGUGGAAGUAAGGGAGAGGUUGAACUGCAGCAUGUUAAUGGAGAGGCAGAACCAGGAGUUUGAAAUUAAACUAAGAGCCGAACUGGAAUCAUUGCAGAAGAAACUUGACCAACAACAUAUCAAGACGAGCAAACAUCGCGAGGAGGAUUUAAAGAUCGAUUUCAACCGUCGUUUGGAGAGGGAGAUCGAAUCUACGGUGCGCCAUUUGGCCAAAGUAUUUAUUGCGCAGUUAGACGAGCAAGAAAAACGUCUCGUCCAUAGGUUCCAGCUAGAAGUGACGGAAAAGGAGACGCUCCGUCAGUGCGAUUUAAAAAACCAGGAAAAGAAAACCGUCCAAGCGCUGAAAUUGCUCCGGCAUAAAUUGGAAUGCACCAAUUUGGUGAACAUGAUGUACGUGCUGUGUUCGGAGCGGGAGAAGUGCUGUAAACAGAAGAGGGAAAUCGAAGAUUUCUAUAGACGUGAAGGGGAAGAGUUGAGAAAUCUUUUGGUGUCCAAAGACGAACGAAUUGCUAAACUCGCGAAAGCAAAGGCACAGAAGAGCAGAGAAGUGGAAGUCCGAGAUGCUUCGCUGCUUGAAAUUCUAAAGCAGUUCCAGAAAUUUAUCAAUUUUGCACUGAAAUCGGCUCCCAAGCAAUCGGAGUUUUUGCUCUCCGUCGAGAAGAUGGUCAAUUUCAGCUCGUUUAAAGAUAUCGGUGAAACGAGAGCUUGUAAAUCGAGCGACGACGAUUUGAGGUUGUCUAAGCCCAAAUCGUCAAACGCUCACUCGGUGAAUCAAGAUCACCAAUUCAAGACGUACGUCAGGGAGAAUUUCGAGAACUUGCCCUUCACCUGUCCUGGAAUUAGACCAAGCAACGAUUUGUGGAACCAAGAUGUGGAGGUGUUGCUGGAGAACUUGAGGUGGAUGGUGUCGGACGAUCAGCUCUCUGAAAAACGUAGCAACGACGACCAUAUCACACAGUAUCCCCGACAAAGACGGUCGACCGUACAUUUCGGGAGUUCGGACGAACAAACGGCCGAAGAUAGGCCGCCCAAAGAGAUGAAACGACGGUCAUCUUUAAAGCCGUCCACGAAAUUUGAGGUCGUUCGUGAGGAAUACGAACACGUCAUCCAACGGCCCGUAAGAGUCGCGAAGAUCUUAGCCGCCAGGGACUCUCUGGAGUUGCUCAAAGAGCGAUUAGUCGCGGCGAAGGAGGAAGGAGAAGAUGAAGCCGAUGGUCAACUGAAAACUCUGAAGAAUUCCGAGCUAGGCGAGCGCGAGUCUAGCAGAAACCUGGCGGUCGAAGCGAGAGACUCUAUAAUAUUGCGCAAGGCGUCUCUGGUUAAAAGAACGGGCAGCACCGAGUUUAGAGUGACUCCCAAGGACUCGAUAGAAGUGAGAAAGGAUAAUUUAAACAGGAACAAUUUGGACAGGAGAAGUUCGAAACUGGUGACGGCCAGGGAUUCGGUAGAAAUGAUCAGGGAGUCGCUGGCGAAGCUGAAAGUACCGUCUCCUAUUUGUCGCAAGAAGGAUCAGUCCGUGCAAAGUUUUCAAACGACCACGUCAUGUUGUCACAGGUGUCGAAAGCUCGAAGAGGCUUUCUCUAUCACGCACAGCGACAUCGAGAGGGAAAUCAAGGCGUCCAGGGGGUCGUUAGACGAACGGUCGGUGAAGGUGUCCCAUAUCGAAGUAAUCGAUCGGGAUCCAUCGAUAACCGCCCAGUCGGUGGUGUCGUUUCAUCCGAAACUCGAGGUGUUUGAAGAAAAGCCAGUCGGGAAUAAAGAGGACCCCUUGCCUAAGGAAGUUAAGAAGAGAUCUACGCACGCGACUAAGACGGAGGUGGUGGGCGACGAAGAAUGCAGAGCGGGUCAGCAGUCUGCGGAAGAAUUCACCGAAGAUCGAAUUCGAUCCCUUAUCGAUAUAAUGAAGCAGCAUCCUCAUUUGAUGGCCAUGUUUACCGCUUGCAGAAGGUGACGUUUAACUAAAUACACUCCUUUCGGAUAUGUUUUUCUUUCUCAUGCGAUCGGUGCCCUGCAAACGCGCGCCACUGGCCACAGAAACAAGGGUACGCGCAGCCUCGAGACGUUAAUGCAUUUUAUAAUGCGUUUCACCUCAAUAACAACUGCAGAUUGUUUAUCGAUGUCCGGUGAAGGCAACACCGAUAAAUCCAGUUUGAAUUUAUAUUCACGCAACGCAUUCGACCAAUUAAUAUCUAGGUACGAUAUUGGA